This is a messenger RNA of Zychaea mexicana, 1353 nucleotides long. RefSeq lists its product as uncharacterized. The coding region runs from base 1 to 1353 and encodes 450 amino acids. The record is from RefSeq and is a predicted model, not a curated record. NCBI's taxonomy places the organism in Eukaryota, Fungi, Mucoromycota, Mucoromycetes, Mucorales, Lichtheimiaceae. The transcript is spliced from 6 exons.
AUGGUGCCAACGCCCGCAGCCGCCGACGAAUAUCUGCUUAGUCUGCGAGCCGUGCGAGAACGCUGUUUCCGUGUAAAAGACGCCGGUGCGCGCAACGGACUGCAGCACUUUGACGUUGACCCGUCGAAGCUGCAAGAUGUUGUCCAGUUUGUGGUGGCUCUGAUCAAGCGUGAUUUUGACAAUCCCUCUUCAAUGCCCGUCCACGGAAUCUGGCGUCACUUUGAGACCGGCCGUCCUCGUAUCCAGCAUCUCCUCAAUUCCUGGUCGAGUCUAGGCUUUGACGCGACAGAGCAGACCAGACGGGUUCUGGACUUGUUUGUCGUGGGUGUGUUGUUCGACACCGAUGCUGACCAUGUUUGGUCGUUCCGCGAAAAGGCCACGGGAAGAACUCACAAGAGAGCCGAAGGUGUCGCUGUCGCAGUGCUGGAACUUUUCACAGCUGGCGCAUUUUCGAGUGAUGUAAACAACCCUCAUCGAGUUGACUCUGAGGCUUUAAUGAACUUGUCGCUGGAAACCCUUCACGAAGGAUUCCAGGUCGAUCACGAACGUAACGUUCUCAUCGGACUUGAAGACCGUCUUGAUCUCUUGCGGCAUUUGGGUCAAGUAUUACAAGAGCGCGCCGACUUCUUCCAACAGACUGGGCCUGUCCCACGUCCUGGCAACCUCAUGGAUUAUCUCCUGGAACACAAGUCCACCAUCAAGACCAAGAAGGGUGCCCUGAUUCUCUUGGAGACGCUCUGGCCGGUUGUGCAGGCCAUGGGUGAAGUGUAUGUGGCCGACCGAGCUGAAGGCAAGGGCGGGAUCCCUAGCCUUGGCGACGUGUACCCAUCCAACUCAAUCCAGUUCUCCAACAACCCGCAGUCCACCGAUCACUUGGUGCCGUUCCACAAGAUGUCGCAAUGGCUUGUCUAUUCCAUCAUUGAGCCCAUGGAACGUCUGCUGGGUGCUACCAUUGAAGGCACCGAGCUAUUGACACCACUUCCCGAGUUCCGCAAUGGUGGGUUGCUGAUGGACACUGGAUUCAUCUCGCUGAAGCAGCGCGAACACGCUCGCGGCCUCGAGAACUAUCACAAGAACUCGCUUCUGCCGGGCCAGCCCAAGAUUGAGGUUGCGCCGAUGUUUGAGAUGAACGACCCUGUGAUUAUCGAGUGGCGUGCAUUGACUACAGCUUAUCUGGACCUAGUGGCGGAGCGCGUGCGCGACGUCCUACGAUUGAACCGAAACAAGCUUACAUUGACACGAGUGAUGGACGGUGCCACUUGGGCCGCCGGCCGUGAGCUUGCUGAGAUUUCUCGCCCCAACACUCAAGAGCCGCCGAUUAUCGUCAAGUACGGCAAGUUCGUGAUGCACUAA